AUGAAUCUUCGUUUUUGUGCUUAUCUUAACAUUCGUAAACAUAAAAUUGAAUUAAGUAAACAAUAUUUAGCUGUAUUUGAUGAUACAACCAACUCAGAAUUCCUUGCUGCACAUCGUAAUUAUAUAGAAAAAUUUCAAGCUAUUGAACUUUCACAAGAAUUAACAACAACACGAACCCAUUUAACUCGUUUUCUUUUCUUCGAAUGUCUUGAAUUAUAUAUGUUUUCAUGGAACAUAAAACAUCUGUCUUCACUUAUUCAAACAUCACUUGAAAAUUCAGACAUUGAUUCAGGUUGGCGUUCAACUAGUUGUCAAAAUUUAUUAGAUUUAGCACUUAAACGGUUGUUUGAAAGUUUUCCUUUUUAUUUUUUAAUUAAUUAA
This is a messenger RNA of Rotaria sordida, 381 nucleotides long. The record is from the annotation of a GenBank genome assembly. NCBI's taxonomy places the organism in Eukaryota, Metazoa, Rotifera, Eurotatoria, Philodinida, Philodinidae.